CCUCCUACUCAGGAUGAUGCAGCACUGCUACGCCCGGACGCAGACGCCCCGCAGACGCCCCCAGCGAUCGCCGGAGCGCUUGCAAACUCACCUCUGGGCCCCAGCGAUCACACCUAUUGAUUCCGGCUCGCGAUGGCGGCGCCAGCGAGGAUAAAGGGAACUUGCCUUAGCGGCCGGCGAAGACGCCGCGCCACGCUGGCGGCGGCCCCGGCGCUCGCCGCGGUGUUAUUAGCGGCCCCCUGCGUCGGUUUGGUGCAGAACCACGCCCUGAACCACGCGAAGCCCGCGCGCGCCGCCGUAUCGAGAUCCUCGGCGCGGCCGGCGCGGCGCGCGCCGUGCAUGACGGCCACCCGCCUACCGAGCCUGGCCUCGAACGUCCUGAAACUCAAGGACGAGGUCCUCAACCCCAAGCCCGACGCGAAUGGCUGGUGUCUAGGGCGAGAGUCCGUAGAAAAGGCCCUCGAGGAAAUGCGGAACGGCCGGCCCGUGGUCGUCACGGACGAUGGCGAUAGAGAAAACGAGGGCGAUUUGAUCUUUGCGGCGGAGACCGUGUCCCAGCAGACGAUGGCCUUUGUGGUCAGGCACACGUCGGGUGUCAUAUGCACGGCGAUGUACGGUGAAGACUUGGACAGGCUCAAGCUGGGGCCGAUGGUGUCGAAGAACGAAGAUCCGAAGGGCACGGCCUUUGCGGUCACGGUCGACCUUAAAGAUGGUGUGACGACGGGUAUUUCCGCCGGCGACCGAGCGAGGACGAUCCGAGCUCUAGCCGACCCCUCAAGCAAACCGGGCCACUUCUGCCGCCCGGGCCACAUCUUUCCGCUGAGAGCGCGGCCGGGCGGUGUCCUCGAGAGGGGUGGCCACACGGAGGCCGCCGUCGACAUGGCCCGUUUGGCGGGCCUGCACCCCGCGGGCGGGCUCUGCGAGAUCGUACGGGAUGAAGACGGCGAGAUGUCCAGGUGGGAUGAUCUAGAAGUCUUCGCCAAGGAGCACGACCUAGCCUUUACUACUAUACAAGACUUGCGGACGUAUCGGGAACAGGUACUUGGUGAGGCCGUGGAGGAACACGUGUUGAACGAGGCCCACGACGCCGUGGCUGAACGACGCGUCGAACUAGGGAAGGCGACGAGGAUGCCGACGUCCGCCGGCUUGUUCGAUGCCGUCUGCGCGACCGACCGCGAGACCGGCCUCGAGCACAUUGCCAUGCUCAAGGGCUAUACGACCGAUGCCUACUCCUACCUCCAGCGGGCCGACGCGGCGAUGCCCGUCGACGGCGACUCCGGUGCUGCUGCUGAAGCUCCAUUAGUGAGGUUACAUAGCGAAUGCGCGACCGGAGAUAUUUUUGGCAGUAGAAGGUGCGACUGCGGCGAGCAGCUGAAGGCGGGCUUGGAGGCUAUUCAGGCCGCGGAAGCCGGCGUGCUCAUUUAUCUGCGGGGGCAUGAGGGGCGAGGCAUCGGCUUAGGUGCCAAAUUAGAAGCUUACACGUUGCAGGACGAGGGUAGAGAUACGAUCGAGGCGAACGAGGACCUGGGUCACCCCGUCGACGCGCGCGACUACGAGGCGGGUGCGGCGAUCUUGCGGGACCUGGGCGUGUCGCGCGUGCGAUUACUGACGAACAACCCGGCGAAGUGCGAAGCCUUGGAGGAACUGGGCAUCAAGGUCGUCGAGCGCAUCCCGGUCGUGACGGAGCCGAACGAGGAGAACUACAAGUACCUUUUGACCAAACAGAAGCGCAUGGGGCAUUUGCUUGGAUUGACGCCCUAGACUCCCUCCCCACUUAUUGGUGUAAAAAUCUUUCGUU
Pelagomonas calceolata is the source of this 1798-nucleotide messenger RNA. NCBI's taxonomy places the organism in Eukaryota, Pelagophyceae, Pelagomonadales, Pelagomonadaceae. The record is from the annotation of a GenBank genome assembly.